CAUUCGGAGCAAGUUCACUCGGCUUAGCAGACAGCUUAUUGGAGUCGACUACCGAGGAGGAUUGGAUAUUCGAGGAGUUAUGUCACUCGAUCUACACUGUACACUUUUCGCCUGAUAAUAAGAGAACGUUAUAACAUUUGAGGUUUUGGUUGCCGUUCCGCAGAAUGGCGAGUGCGUUACGAUGCGGUGUAAGCAAGUUGCUAGCUCGCAAUUCAAUAUCAGGAUUAUGCAAGCCAUCAUUAGGAGCCAGCGGCUAUAUAGCCAAAAUACAAGUGGCAUUCAUCUCAGGAAAAGCAAUGCGGGUGGUCGAAAGAAAGCGGCCACCUCCGUUUCCGUAUGAGACGAAGAGGUACAGUCGUUGGAAUCAGCUAUUUGACAAAACUGUACACAGAAUGGAUGAUAAUUCCAAAAUCGUUAUUGUCGAAGGGCCAAUUGCCUCUGGCAAGACAGAAUUUGCUGAAGCAUUGGCCAAGGAUUUGGACAUGCACUAUAUGCCAGCAGUGACAAUGGACAUGCAUUAUAUAAACUCAUAUGGCUUCGAUAUGCGGCAAUUGGACGACAAGCUGCCAGAAUCUUGUAGAUCUUAUGACGUCAAGAACUUCUGUAAAGAUCCGCACCACAUGAACUGUGCCAACUAUCAGCUCCAAAUGUAUUAUUAUAGGUUUUUCCAAUACAUUGAUGCCUUAGCACACCUUUUCUCAACUGGAGAAGGUGUUGUUUUGGAGCGAUGUGUUUACUCUGAUGCCAUUUUUAUGGAGUCAAUGUGCAAUGCUGGCUAUGUUAGCAAACUUGCGCAACGGACUUACCAAGACCUCACACAGCUCACUUUGCGUGAACUCCGCCUGCCGCAUUUAGUUAUCUAUUUGGAUGUUCCUGUACCUGUAGUCAAGGAAAAGAUUCAAAAGAGGGGGAUACCCUACGAAGUUGAAUCCAAGGUUUUCACGGAGCAGUACCUGACUGAUAUUGAAAAUCUUUAUAAACAGCAGUAUUUGAAACAGAUGUCAGAACAUGCUCAUAUUCUCAUUUAUGACUGGUCAGAGGGUGGUGACCCUGAGGUUGUCAUUGAGGACAUCGAGAGAUUGAACUUUGACGCUGAUGACCGAGACGAUCUCAAAUUCAGGGACUGGCAAUUCUGGGAUGCUAACGAUUGGAGUGAUACAAGGCGCAUUUAUGCUGAUGAAAAAUUGUCAUUCAAAGUGCUAUUUAACUUAGGGGAAGUCAAUGCACCAGAGCUCAUUGUAUCAGGAGCUGAUCAUCUCGCAUAUCAAAAGGUUUGGGAAAAUGCACCUGGUAACAAGUAUAUGAAAGGCUUCAAUAAAGAUAUGGGAGAUACGGGAUUACUGUGGAAAGGGCGCCCUACUAUUCGGGAAUACAGAAUGCCGUUUUUUUCGUAAACUAGGUGCUGCUAAAAACAUAAGAAAAAAUUCACAAAUCGGCAGAAGUGAUUACAUUGUAGUGCAACGAAUUGAAGUUGUCCUGGUAGACUUGUACAAACCAACAAAUUACAAUAAAUAACAUUCUAUGUAA
Neodiprion fabricii is the source of this 1527-nucleotide messenger RNA. RefSeq names its product NADH dehydrogenase [ubiquinone] 1 alpha subcomplex subunit 10, mitochondrial (gene ND-42). Gene Ontology annotation, cellular component: cytoplasm. Lineage: Eukaryota; Metazoa; Arthropoda; Insecta; Hymenoptera; Diprionidae. Gene Ontology annotation, biological process: mitochondrial electron transport, NADH to ubiquinone. The transcript is spliced from 4 exons. The record is from RefSeq and is a predicted model, not a curated record. The coding region runs from base 165 to 1394 and encodes 409 amino acids.